AUGGCUGAUGAGAAGCCACGAAGAAAACUAAUUUUACACUUUGAUGCCAGGAAUACUUUGUUUCUGUCAGAUAAAAGUUAUCGUUUUACUAUUGAAGAGGCACUUAACAAUUACAUUUCUGGAAUUGUAUGGGGUCAAUUAAAAGAAAAAUCUGAAAAAAAUGAAAGUAAUGAUGUACAAAACAAUUCUGAAACCAUCUUAUCAAUGGAUUCUAAUCAAGAUCAUUCAACUGAUACGAAUGAAAUAAAUGAAAGUCAAAGUGAAAGUAUAAAACCUGUAAAGUAUCAAGUUCUUAACGAAAUGAAUCCAAAUCAGAAUCAUGAAGUUAACUCUUGUAAAACAACAAUAACCACCCCCACAACGACAACAAUCACAACUUCAAUGGAUACUCGUCAACCAUAUGAAGGUGAAAAUUUUGAAAAUUUAACAUCAAAUGAAUUAGCUAAUUUUAAAUCAACAUUAGCAUGUUGGAAUCGUUUACCAAUACCAUUAUGUAUAAAACAACCUCAACCAAAUGCAAUAAGUAUCUAUAAAUUAUUAGAGAAACAAAUUGUUAAAAUAACAUCAGAUAGAGGUAGAAUAAGAAAAUAUUUAGGUAAUUUUACACAAACACCAGAAGGUUUACCAUAUCGUAAUUUAUUUAAUGAAUAUUUAGAAAUGUUAAAAUUAACACCAAUUGAAUCCAUUAAUUCACCAUAUUGUUUAUGUGUAAAUAGUGGGAAAAUUAAUAAUCACCAUGGCAACAACAACAAUAAUAAUAAUAAUAAUAUAAAUGAGAAUGAGGAUAAUCAUUAUUAUCAUUAUUUAAUGCCAGCUUUUUAUCGUUUAUUAACAUGGCUUAUUGAAACAAAUCGUCAAUUUGCUAUAUUUAUACGUACCUAUGGUAAAGAUGGUGAACAUAUUUUAUCAGCUAUUGAAGCUUAUAUUCAUGGUAAACAUUCACAAGAGAAAGCACCAUUCAAUGCUAUACAAUAUAUACCAAUUGAUUAUACUAAAUGGUAUUUAAAACGUUCUGAUCAUGAACCAUUAUUUCAAUUUAUAAAAGAAAUUUCACAUAAAGAUUCAUUAGAUUCUGAUAAACAAUUUAUUAAUAUAUCAAAUAAUCCUAAUGAAAUUUAUAAUAUAUGGUCAAAACAAAUUGGUGUAUUACAUGUAAUAGAUGAUUUUAGUUAUUGGAAAUUACAUAAUUAUCAUUAUAAAUCAUCGAAACCUUUAUGGUUUAAUCCAUAUGAUCCACAUAUUCAACAUAUAUUAUUUGAUGAUAAUAUACGAUUUGAAGAAGAUGGUUCUAAUGUCAUUGAUUUAUAUCAACUUAAUACUACUACUACUACUAGUAGUAGUAGUAGUAGUAAUAAUAGUAAUGGUAAUAAUGAUGACAUAACUUCAUCAGAAUCUAAUCAAUAUUAUCAUCUUGAUAAUAAAGAAGCUAUGAAAUGGGAAAAUAUUUAUUAUGUACAAGCAGAUUUAUUAAAUAUAAUUAAAAAUAGAAAUUAUUUUAUUGAAAAAAUUAAUGAAUGUGAAUUGAAUUUAGAUCAGAUACAAAAACAAUUCAAUAUAAUAUGA
Messenger RNA from Schistosoma margrebowiei, 1563 nucleotides. The record is from the annotation of a GenBank genome assembly. Lineage: Eukaryota; Metazoa; Platyhelminthes; Trematoda; Strigeidida; Schistosomatidae.